CGAGCGGCGCCGGGCCGCGAGUCUCUGCUCGCUCCGGGCACCCGCAACAAGUGGCCGCCGCGCCCUCCCCGGGGAAGCCGCGGGUGCGCAGGAGCGCCCGGAGGAAGCGGCGGAGCCCGGGAGCCCCGGCCGCCCGCGCGGCUCAGCGUCCACCGCUGGGGGAUCGGGGCGGGCGGAUGGGGACCCGGCGGCGGCGGCGCGGCGAGCCUCUGGGCGGCCCCGGGGCGCGGGCUCUCCGCGGCGCUGCGCCCGCCGGCCCCGAACGCGGAUUCUAAGGGCGGCGGCCGCCCCCCGGCCCCACCCGGCGCAGUCGGGGGUGCCAGGAGGGGACGGAGCGCCCCCUCCCACCGGAGUGCGGGGGCCGCCCCCGUCCGGAGGUCGGCCCCGGAGCGUGGGGUAUGCGCAGCUAAAGGUCCCGUCGGGCGGGCUUUCCUCUGGCGGAGCGCGCAGGCGGUGCGCCCCACCUAUGGAGUGUCCAGGGAGACGGCGGGCAUGACGGCGGCAGGAUGGGCGCGAACAAUGGCAAACAGUACGGCAGUGAGGAAACCCAGCUGUGAAGCACCAUCUGUCAGCAGCGGCAGCGGCAUCGGUCUCAGUGUCAGCUGACGUCUGUGUUAACUCUGGAGGACUUGCCUGAAGGCCCUUUCAGGCAAAGGCAGCUCAAGCAUCUCAUCCGACGUGAGUUCAAGUACAGAUCACACGCCGACCCAAGCCCAGAAGAAUGUGGCUACCAGUGAAGACUCCGACCUGAGCAUGCGCACACUGAGCACGCCCAGCCCAGCCCUGAUAUGUCCACCCAACCUGCCGGGAUUUCAGAAUGGAAGGGGCUCGUCCACCUCCUCGUCCUCCAUCACCGGGGAGACGGUGGCCAUGGUCCACUCCCCGCCCCCGACCCGCCUCACCCACCCGCUCAUCCGGCUCGCCUCCCGGCCCCAGAAGGAGCAGGCCAGCAUGGAACGGCUCCCGGACCACGCCAUGGUGCAGAUCUUCUCCUUCCUGCCCACCAACCAGCUGUGCCGCUGCGCCCGCGUGUGCCGCCGCUGGUACAACCUGGCCUGGGACCCGCGCCUCUGGAGGACUAUCCGCCUGACGGGCGAGACCAUCAACGUGGACCGCGCCCUCAAGGUGCUGACCCGCAGGCUCUGUCAGGACACACCCAACGUCUGUCUCAUGCUGGAAACCGUAAGUGUCAGCGGCUGCAGGCGGCUCACGGACCGAGGUCUUUACACCAUUGCCCAGUGCUGCCCGGAGCUCCGGCGGCUGGAAGUCUCGGGCUGCUACAAUAUCUCCAACGAGGCAGUCUUCGAUGUGGUGUCCCUCUGUCCCAAUCUGGAGCACCUGGAUGUGUCAGGCUGCUCCAAAGUGACCUGCAUCAGCUUGACCCGGGAGGCCUCCAUUAAACUGUCCCCCUUGCACGGCAAACAGAUCUCCAUCCGCUACCUGGACAUGACGGACUGCUUCGUGCUGGAGGACGAAGGCCUGCACACCAUCGCGGCGCACUGCACGCAGCUGACCCACCUGUACCUGCGCCGCUGCGUCCGUCUCACGGACGAGGGCCUCCGCUACCUGAUGAUCUACUGCGCCUCCAUCAAGGAGCUGAGCGUCAGCGACUGCCGCUUCGUCAGCGACUUCGGCCUGCGAGAGAUCGCCAAGCUGGAGUCCCGCCUGCGGUACCUCAGCAUCGCCCACUGCGGCCGCGUCACCGACGUGGGCAUCCGCUACGUGGCCAAGUACUGCGGCAAGCUGCGCUACCUCAACGCGAGGGGCUGCGAGGGCAUCACGGACCACGGCGUGGAGUACCUCGCCAAGAACUGCGCGAAACUCAAGUCUCUGGACAUCGGCAAAUGCCCUCUGGUCUCCGACACGGGCCUGGAGUGCCUGGCCCUGAACUGCUUCAAUCUCAAGCGGCUCAGCCUCAAGUCCUGCGAGAGCAUCACGGGCCAGGGCUUGCAGAUCGUGGCGGCCAACUGCUUCGACCUGCAGAUGCUGAACGUGCAGGACUGCGAGGUGUCCGUGGAGGCCCUGCGCUUCGUGAAACGCCACUGCAAGCGCUGCGUCAUCGAGCACACCAACCCUGCCUUCUUCUGAAGGGACAGCUUCCAGCCGUCGCUGUUUUCAUACAGACAUGAACAAAACAAAAUGUUUUUUCAAAGCAGCAUAUGUAAGCGCCGACACCCACCCGUAACAGCUCUUUCUUCCAGGAAGGUUCUUAGGAAUCUGGCUUUUCUUUUUCCUAAUUUCUCAUGGGCAACAGAGGUCCAGGAAAGG
Molecule: messenger RNA, 2268 nt
Organism: Balaenoptera musculus (blue whale)
Lineage: Eukaryota; Metazoa; Chordata; Mammalia; Artiodactyla; Balaenopteridae
Gene: FBXL7
Product: F-box and leucine rich repeat protein 7
Exons: 5
Coding region: 754-2088 (444 amino acids)
Biological process (GO): SCF-dependent proteasomal ubiquitin-dependent protein catabolic process
Cellular component (GO): SCF ubiquitin ligase complex
Molecular function (GO): protein binding
Source: RefSeq, a predicted model, not a curated record